Molecule: messenger RNA, 844 nt
Organism: Rhopalosiphum padi (bird cherry-oat aphid)
Lineage: Eukaryota; Metazoa; Arthropoda; Insecta; Hemiptera; Aphididae
Exons: 3
Coding region: 1-777 (258 amino acids)
Molecular function (GO): protein dimerization activity
Source: RefSeq, a predicted model, not a curated record
AUGGCUAAAAAAGUGUUCGGUAUAUUUAAUAUACCUAAAAAAACAGGACCAAUCUUACCAUCUCUACCUGAUUUAAAGGAACAUUUACAAAAUGUACAGCUUGUUAUUGUUCACAAUACCUUGGAUUUAGUAUCUAAACGGAAAAGAACAGAGCCUGAAUUUCUGAAAAAUUUUGUUGUAACUACAACAACUGCAGCUGAACACGAGGACUCUAAUAAUGAAACUAAUUUAAUUGAUUACUGGAAAGUACAUGCUUACUAUCCAAUAAUAGACGAGGUUUUAAAUAAUCUGAAGACAAGAUUUUCUGCGGAGAGUUUGAAUUUGGCAAUUUCUAUUGAUCACUUUUUCAAUCUGGACUAUGAAAAAAGUUCAUUUUUUAUUCAACAAUAUAAGGAUUUACUGAAAGUUGAUUUGAAUUCACUUCAAGCUGAAAUGAUGGUUGUCAAAAACUGUAUUCAAAACUAUAAUAAUAAACCUGAACCGGGACCUGAACAAAAAAAUCAAAUAAAUUUAUUCAAAAAAAAUAUAACUAUUUCAACUUUUCCUAAUGUAUAUAAACUUUUAAAUUUAGCUCUGACCUUACCAAUUUCUUCAGCAUCAUGUGAGAGGUCAUUUUCGACAAUGAGACGUAUCAACACAUAUAUACGGUCAACUAUGACUCAAGACCGUUUUUCCUCACUGGCAAUACUAAAUAUUGAAAGAGAUAUUUCAAAUAAUAUUGAUUUUAAUGAUAUAUUAAAUAUCUAUUCAAAAACUAAUAGACGCUUGGAAUUAUAGUUGAAAACAAAUAAAUGUCUUAUUUUCAUUUAGUUUAGUGUUUUUUUUUUUCUUAUUAAGUAUUAUU